Messenger RNA from Funneliformis caledonium, 1401 nucleotides. The record is from the annotation of a GenBank genome assembly. Lineage: Eukaryota; Fungi; Glomeromycota; Glomeromycetes; Glomerales; Glomeraceae.
AUGGGUCGUGCUAACAACAACGGGAACGCUAACGGUUCUACAACUCAAACCAUCUCCCUUCCUGUAAAUACAUCCGUUAGAAUAUCAAAUACCACAACUUUAUCAUCAACGCCAAAGCAAAUUCAACCUUCCAUAUCACAAAAUAUUUUAAAAUUACCAAAUCAAUAUCAUAAACCUCUUACCAACACCGCUGAACAUUUAACGAAUCAUACGAAUCAUGGUGUACAAAUUACGACGACAAAUGUUAUCCUUGAUUAUCUCUUAUUCUUAUCAAUAAAUGCUAAAAUUGAUCAGGCUAAAACUGAAUUAAGGGCUGAAGGUCAACAGCAACCAUCCUCAUUUCAUAAUAAAAAAGGUCAAGGAGUUGAAGCCAUUGUUGAUGGUUUAUUACAAUCUCAUCGAACUCAAACUUUUUCCGUGUUAUUACCUUUAUCGCUUAAACAUCGGUUAUAUUUAUGUCAAUUGUUACACCUGAAAUCUCCGAAACAACGAGCUCAUAGAUUGCCAACAUGUCUCUCCAAGUAUGGGAAACAUUUCAAAAAUGCUUUACUAUCAAGGUGUCGAAAACAUAGAAAAAGUAUAUGUGUUGCAUGUCAACAGCAUCCAAAAAAUUCAAGCAUCACACCUCCAAUGUCAAGACGACGUAGUACACCACCUAAACCAAUUCCAACACGUCGAACAGCUCCGGGAUUGAUUGAUGCGAUUCCUGUAUUCCUUAAUACAAGUGCGAUAACAUAUCGAUUGGCUCAUGAGCAACUUGAUUUCGAACACCAUGAAUCAAUGACCGUUAGCCAAACGUGGUAUGCAUUAUUAUUGGACUUGUUAACACAAGCCGCGAUCGAAUGUUAUUUUUGUGAUUCUUAUAGUUCAAUGGAUACUUUAUUGGAAAUAUUCUCUUACGGUGAUAUUGAUCCAUCUGAUUACCAUUCGGAUGUUUCGGAAAGUGAUGAUGAUGAUCCUCAUUUUGCUGCUACCCGUGCCGAUGAUUAUUUACUAUGGCAACGUACGGCAUAUUUAGAUGAAUUUCGUCAAAAGAAAAAGAUCAGAAUGGAGGAGGGAAAACUUGAGGAACAUCUUGAAAAUUUGGCCAAUAAAUAUUCUGUUAGAAAUUUUGAAACGGGAAUGUUAAAUUAUUGUCAAAAGGUAACGGGAUGUUUAGACAUUCCUACAUUAACGAAUUAUAAUGAUUUGCCAGGUGAAAUUAUUCCCGGGGAAUAUCAUGGAGGAAUUGAUAUACCAAUGAGUGACGAGGAGGAUACGGAGGAGGAUACCAAUUAUGGUCAUGAUCGAGAUUUACAGUUCGAGGAUGAUAAAGAUGAGAAUAAUUUAAAGAAGCGUCGUUUAUCUGAGAGCGACGGUAGUAAAUCUCAAGAAAUUAAGAAAAAGAAAAAUGAUAUAUAA